Messenger RNA from Meriones unguiculatus (Mongolian gerbil), 1759 nucleotides. RefSeq names its product leucine aminopeptidase 3 (gene Lap3). Gene Ontology annotation, biological process: proteolysis. The transcript is spliced from 13 exons. Gene Ontology annotation, cellular component: cytoplasm. The coding region runs from base 84 to 1643 and encodes 519 amino acids. The record is from RefSeq and is a predicted model, not a curated record. Gene Ontology annotation, molecular function: metalloaminopeptidase activity; manganese ion binding. NCBI's taxonomy places the organism in Eukaryota, Metazoa, Chordata, Mammalia, Rodentia, Muridae.
CCCGGAGGUCCCGCCCCAAGGCAGCACCCUCCCACUCGCCACGUGCUCUGCCGGGAGGGCGGCGCCUGGGUCGAGCUGAGAAGAUGUUCCUGCUGCCUCUUCCGGCUGCCGCGCGAGUCGCGCUCCGCCGCUUAGGAGUGAGGCGUCUCUGGGAUCGGGGUCUGUCUACCGCAGACAUGACGAAGGGCCUUGUUUUAGGAAUUUAUUCCAAAGACAAAGAUGAUGAUAUGCCACAGUUUACAAGUGCAGGAGAGGAUUUUAAUAAGAUGGUGGCUGGAAAGCUGAGGGACAUGUUAAACAUAUCUGGACCUCCUCUGAAGGCAGGCAAAACCCGAACCUUCUAUGGUCUGCAUCAGGACUUCCCCAGUGUGGUGGUGGUUGGCCUUGGCAAGAGAUCAGCCGGAGUUGAUGACCAGGAGAACUGGCACGAAGGCAAAGAAAACAUCAGAGCUGCUAUUGCAGCGGGAUGCAGGCAGGUUCAGGACCUGGAGCUGCCGUCGGUGGAAGUGGAUCCCUGUGGAGAUGCCCAGGCUGCUGCAGAAGGAGCUGUGCUGGGUCUCUAUGAGUAUGAUGACCUAAAGCAGAAAAAGAAGGUGGCUGUGUCGGCGAAGCUCCAUGGAAGCGGUGAUCAAGAAGCCUGGGAAAAAGGGGUCCUCUUUGCUACUGGGCAGAAUUUGGCCCGCCAGCUGAUGGAGUCUCCAGCUAAUGAGAUGACGCCAACCAGAUUUGCUGAAAUUAUUGAAAAAAAUCUCAAAAGUGCCAGUAAUAAAACAGAGGUCUAUAUCAGACCCAAGUCUUGGAUAGAGGAACAAGAAAUGGGUUCGUUCCUAAGUGUAGCCAAAGGGUCUGAAGAGCCACCAGUCUUCUUGGAAAUCCACUACACAGGCAGCCCCGAUGCAAAGGAAGCGCCCCUGGUGUUUGUGGGGAAGGGGAUUACCUUUGACAGUGGAGGUAUCUCCAUCAAGGCUUCUGCAAAUAUGGACCUCAUGAGGGCUGACAUGGGAGGAGCUGCAACAGUAUGCUCAGCCAUUGUGUCUGCAGCAAAGCUCAAUUUGCCCAUUAAUAUCAUAGGUUUGGCUCCACUUUGUGAAAAUAUGCCUAGUGGCAAGGCCAACAAGCCUGGGGAUGUCGUUAGAGCCAGGAGCGGGAAGACCAUCCAGGUUGAUAACACUGAUGCUGAAGGGAGGCUCAUCCUGGCUGAUGCUCUCUGUUAUGCUCACACCUUCAAUCCCAAGGUCAUCAUCAAUGCUGCCACCCUGACAGGUGCCAUGGACAUAGCCCUGGGAUCAGGUGCCACUGGGGUCUUUACCAAUUCGUCCUGGCUGUGGAACAGACUAUUUGAGGCCAGCAUAGAAACUGGGGACCGAGUCUGGAGGAUGCCUCUCUUCGAGCAUUAUACAAAACAAGUCAUAGACUGCCAGCUUGCUGAUGUCAAUAACAUUGGAAAAUACAGAUCUGCAGGUGCAUGUACAGCUGCGGCAUUCCUGCGGGAGUUUGUGACUCAUACAAAGUGGGCACAUUUAGACAUAGCAGGUGUGAUGACCAACAAAGAUGAGAUUCCGUACCUGCGGAAGGGCAUGAGUGGACGUCCCACGAGGACUCUGAUUGAGUUCUUACUUCGCUUCAGCAAAGACAGUUCUUAGUUCACUCAGAAAAUCCUCCAUCUGUCUUGAAUUGGAUAUUUGACCUUCAAAAUAUUUUUGAAUCAAUGAAAGUCUUUUAAAGGCAAAAAUAAAUGGUGUUCUUUUCUUAAUCUUAA